Molecule: messenger RNA, 1641 nt
Organism: Xiphias gladius (swordfish)
Lineage: Eukaryota; Metazoa; Chordata; Actinopteri; Istiophoriformes; Xiphiidae
Gene: chst14
Product: carbohydrate (N-acetylgalactosamine 4-0) sulfotransferase 14
Exons: 4
Coding region: 261-1382 (373 amino acids)
Biological process (GO): dermatan sulfate proteoglycan metabolic process; carbohydrate biosynthetic process
Cellular component (GO): membrane
Molecular function (GO): sulfotransferase activity
Source: RefSeq, a predicted model, not a curated record
UGCUCACACAAACACACACCUUUCUAUCUACAAAUAUGCAUACGUUAAGGUAUUUUGACAAAACGAAACGAUUCUGAAUUUUCUACAUAUUAGUCAUUAUAGUAAUUGUUUUGAAAUUAGUGUCAUCGGUUGAAAAUACCCCGUGAGAAGAAAUUAAAAGGAUCAAGAACAUUUAACAAACUUCAGACUUAUUCUUAAAGUAGUUAGCUGUAAACCCUAAAAAGCUGACAGGUGUUGAAUAGACCAGCCGGACUCAAAGUAUGGUUCCUCGCAGGCAGGACUACGGGAUGAAAAGGAGCGGAGGAGCGCGGAGCGGCUCGGUUAUAAACUUUAGGACAACGCUGAAAUCGGGCUCGGUCCGCCGCAGCUCUGCCGUGCUGCCGUCGGUACUAACGUUCCUGGUGAUCGUAGCAUCCGGAGGCCUGCUGCUCAUGAUAGAGAAAGGAAUGCUGAACAGCAUGGAUACACCUCCACCCCGGGGUAACGGCAGGCGGCUGGACUUCAUCCGACAGGCUGGGAAACACAGCUCCGCUGCUGUGGACGAGGACUCCCAGAUCCUCCAGGAGAUCCGUAACCGGACCAUCAGGACCAUGUGCAGCCAGAAGAACAUGCCGCACAGCAUUUGGUCUCUAAACCCCCUGCAGAGGAAGACGCUGCUGCAGCACAUCUUGGUGAAUGACGAGUACCACUUCCUCUACUGCUACGUCCCCAAAGUGGCCUGCUCCAACUGGAAGAGGGUUCUUAAGGUGCUAAGCGGAGCGCUGAAGAGUGUGGAAGUCAACAUCAAGAUGAACCACCAAAGCGACCUGAUCUUUUUAUCCUCUCUAAAACCUGAGGAGAUCCGCUACCGCCUCAAGCACUACUUCAAAUUCAUGUUUGUGCGGGAGCCUAUGGGGCGCCUGCUUUCUGCAUACAGGAACAAGUUUGGGGAGAUAGAGUCUUACCAGAGGAAGUAUGGUGUUGAGAUCAUAAAGCGGUACAGAAAGGGUCGCGCUAAGGACGCAUCUGUAGCAGGAGAUGAUGUGACCUUUGCAGAGUUUGUCCGUUACUUGCUGGAUGAGGAUGUGGAGCGUAUGAAUGAGCACUGGAUGCCGAUGUACAACUUAUGCCAACCCUGUGCUGUGUCUUAUGACUUCAUUGGCUCCUAUGAGCACCUGGAAAGUGAUGCAGAGUUUGUGCUCCAGCGCAUCGGAGCACCUCCUAACGUUCACUUCCCAGAGAGGCAAACGUGGUACAAGCCGAUCACCACCGAGACGUUCCACUAUUAUCUGUGCAGCUUACCACAGAAGCUACUGAGGGAACUCCUGCCCAAAUACAUUUUAGACUUUUCCCUCUUCACUUAUCCACUCCCCAACACAACCACUGAACACUGCCGGCAUUAAAUGUGCAAUGUCUUAUAGUUUGGAGAUUAUUUUUUACAGAGAAACAUUUGUAUCAUUUUUACUUGAGAUGUCCUACAUCAUUGCAAAAUGCUGAUUAUUGGAAGAGAUGAAGACUUGAUUUCAAAACCACUAAAUCCUGAAAUCAGCUGCAGACAAAGGAAAAAUCUAUUGAAACGUAUGUUACAUGCACUGUUACAGUAAAUGAAUCAAUUCACUAUACACUGAUGGAAAUGUAAAUAAGGUUGCAAGACCAAACUUU